AUGCUUAAAGGCCUGAAAAACAUUGUUGCGUCCAUUCUUGAUCCUAGGAUCAGGAUGGAUGACAUCCCGACCCUAAAGGCCAUCGACCUUGAAGAACUCAACCAUAAAGGCUACAUCAAUCUACCAGAUUCAGACUUCCCUAUCAAUCCCGACUUUGAGAAGAAAGCCGAACAACAUGUCACUGGUGCCUAUAUACGGCAGUUGCGUGGAUGGAAUCCUAUCAUCUCUACAAUACACCCUAUUUUGCUUCCGCGAAGAUGGAAAAAUGUCUCUCAAGAUGACUACAAUCUCUUGAUCCCAUCCAUCAAGUUGGCAAGUAGGCUUUUGGACGAAUUUCAGAUAUUGGAUUAUGUCAAAGGGUUUCUGAAGAAGCCGUUGGCGCAAAUCAACGACCAAGAUUUGAUCAACAGAUUUGGGCAGCCAUUGCACACUUUCAAUACUGAACCUCUGCGUGACUGGACCUCGGAAGAGGUCUGGCAUACUUUGUGGAUGCUGAAAGAUUGCAUCUCUUUUGAGUUCUCGCAACAUUUGCCGUAUGGAUGUCCUGGAAUGACUCAAGCUGGAGACACAGGCUCUAUGAUUGUGAUUNNGGGUAUUGCAAGCUCUACUAAAGUAACAUUGAGUAAUCAAUUUCUGGAUGUGUUUCGAGGCAAGCUCAAAGCGAGCAGAUACUCGGUGGCAUGGAACCCUGGCAACCACGAUGAAUCUGCGGUUCUGCGUGCCCAAUUCGUGCUCGGUACCAUCCUUGUCCAUGAAGUGAUGCAUUGCCUUUGGAUCACUUCCAGCCCUAUAUACAUGCAGCACUACGCAGCACCCAAAAAGCCAGAAUGGAAAAAUCCCCAAGAGCCAUACUUCCGUGAUGGUCGCAUCAACGAGUUGGGCGCCUGCUGGGAAACCCAUGUCUUUGGUGGUGCCAUCCAAAUGCUGGGUACUCCUUACAGCGCCAUCAUGCCCUAUGGCCUGAUCACUUCACCCUUCCCUGGUAUCUGGGAUUGGUACCCUUCCGCAAUUACUCGCGGAGAUCCAACCGAUCCAACUAAAUGGGGCAUCAAGUGGGAGACCAAAUACCUUAUCGAGAUGAAGCACAUCCGCAAAAUGUUUACCAACGAGAUGUGGGACGAGGUGCAAAGAUAUGGCAUCAAGAGAUUGAGGCGAAAGAGAAAGUUGGGCUAUAGGACCUAUCUUGAUCUUGACAAGAUGCCGGGACUGGCACCUGGUGAGGCUGCUCCGGGUGUACCAAACUCGCCGCAUUCUAGUGUGGCCAGUAGAGAUGGAGAGGAAGAUCAUCGUGGUGUUGUAAGACAUGAACCUCCAUCAGCUACAUCGGAGAACAGCUUUGUGAUAGUGAGCUAG
Aureobasidium vineae is the source of this 1353-nucleotide messenger RNA. Lineage: Eukaryota; Fungi; Ascomycota; Dothideomycetes; Dothideales; Saccotheciaceae. The record is from the annotation of a GenBank genome assembly.